Messenger RNA from Tachysurus vachellii, 3542 nucleotides. RefSeq lists its product as uncharacterized. Gene Ontology annotation, molecular function: RNA binding; transcription factor binding. Lineage: Eukaryota; Metazoa; Chordata; Actinopteri; Siluriformes; Bagridae. Gene Ontology annotation, cellular component: nucleus. Bases 24 to 3176 code for a protein of 1050 amino acids. The record is from RefSeq and is a predicted model, not a curated record. The transcript has 12 exons. Gene Ontology annotation, biological process: positive regulation of transcription by RNA polymerase II.
AACAAAAAAAAAAAACUCGUUACAUGCGGGUAAAUUUCAAGAUGGCGGGGCCGCAUGGCGACAGACGGAGGAAUUUAAACACCGGUUUCACCGAAUUCGCAACAUCAGAUGCUUUCCAAGAUGCUCAGGUUGGAUCUUCAAAAAGCCAUAGCCUUGAAUUUGCUGAUGCUUUGGGCAGUACUUCAGGCUCCUUUCACAGCAGCCUGGAACCUUCCAUUUUAUCCAUCUUUGAGGAUUCAUCUGCUGAAGAAGCAAAGAUCCAUAUAGAUGAGGAAAGCGAAGCGUCAUUGCUAUCUGCUUUCUCAGAGAUGCUAGACAGCGUUAUUGAAGACACCCUGUCCCCCUUUGACACAGUUCCUGACUCGAAACUUUUUAUGGGCCAAAGGUGUCAGGAGUCCAGAGUAAGGUUGCAUUGUCUAGACAGAGAAGCUGCCCAUUGUGCCACUAGAUCCUUCACACCCUCGAAUUCAAAAGCAGAGACCCUGAUUUCAGACAGGAAGUUGAGACCUAGGCUCAAUCGCAGGACCCAGAAAGCCACCGUACAGAGAAGUGAUGGUGAGGAGGAAGACCUUAGUGAGACCAGGAGACGCCCCGUGAGAAUAUUCCGUAUCGAGUCUGAUGCUGACAUGUGUACGGACGAGCAGCAGGAUGGAUUCUUAAGCGUAUCACUGGUGGAGCUGAUCAGGCACAUGCAUCCAUACAGCCUCAGAGUAGCCAUGGAUAAGAAAGAAAGUCUCAGGUCUGUUGAGGAUCUUCAGGAUGAUGAUGUGUUCGUGGAUGUUGUGGGUGAUGAUGACACAGAGGAGACUCCUUUGGGCAUGUCUGUUGUCAGCAAUCCCUCUGACCUGGGUUCAGAGCAGAUCCUUCCCCAGCCACAAAGUCCUUCAGCAUCUAGUGCUUUUUGUAACUCCAGUCAGGUGGACAUGCUAAAGAUGUGUUCAUUGAAAUGUGAGGAACAAAAGGAACAGGAUGAUACUGGUCAGAGAGCCUGUGCCAGUCCAGGUAGUUCGAGGAAAAUAAAGAAGAAGGUAAGAUUUGCCACUGAUUUAGCAUCAAUUCAUAUUUACCAGGUUGAACAUGAAGCACACAAAGGUGACGGCCCAGAUACUUCAUGUUCAGCAGAAUACACAAACAACCUCAAAAUGGCAGAUGGUGAUUCCCAAACCUCAGAUUUGAGUGGGAACUUGUCUGAGGAAGCAAAGAAGACAUCUCCUCAAAAUGGCAACGCAAAACUCAAAAUGCUCAGCCUUCAGGAGUACCGUCUCCUCCGCCAAAACACACCCCCAAAGGAAGAGAGAAAAACAGACUUCAGAACCAAGUGGCCUUCAGUUCCCGAAACCCCUAAAGAGCUCACUAUCCUACCUUAUAUACCAGGUUACAACUCGUCUCAGGUUAAUGUUGAACCUACAUUCUCCAACACCAAGACCUCAACUCGAGUAGCAGUGGCUAAGUCUAGAAGAAACCUUCACCUGCCCCUAAAAUCAGUUUUAAAACAAAAUGCAUUAAUCAGAAAGCCUGUGCAAGCUGUUGACCCACCAAACCCCGUCAUUGUGUCCCUCCAGCCAGAUCCUACGUUUGUGCAACCUCUUUCUAAAGAACAAAAGCUUAUGCAAGAGGAAAUUGGCGAGUCCCAGGCUAACCGGACAAAUAUAAAUCCUUCUGCAGGAGUGCCGUCUAAUUCCGUCACUCAAGAACAGCCUUUGAUUGUAUUACCUGAGGAUUCUUCAACAAGUUGUUCCUUAACAAUGUCUGGCAUUGUUAAAACCAACAUUUCUGCUCCAACCUCACCUGUGACAGUGAUACCAGUGCAAAAGUGUCAGGAAAAUCGAGUGCAGACACCAGUGACCAGCCAGUUUGCCGAAGAGAGAAAGCAAGGAUUUGCUAGAGAAAUAGGAAUAGAAGCCACUGAUGUAACCAGUCUUCUGGAGCAAUUUGAGACACAGGGACUCACUCCUCCUGCCACUCCUCCCCAUCAGAUCUGGAAUCCUUUAACACCUCUGAAAGCAAGGCAACGUGAAACUCCCAAACCAUCUCCCAGCAAAACCAUCCAAAUUAUUGAACCUAAGCCACUGCCCCCGAGUAAGAUUCAGUCAAAAUCCCAACCUUCACUGUCCAUCCCUGCCCCAAGUCUGUUUCUAGCAUUUAUAGACCAUGACUACUGCAGCACUCAGGACUUCAGACUCAGCAAAAAGAGAGCACUUUCUGAUGUUUAUAUGCACAACAGAUCUCUUAAAGUAUCAAGGAAUCAUACGAGCCAUAUACCCAUGGAUAACAGGACUUCUUGUGAGGUGGAGUGUCUCUCUGGCUCUGUUCUGCUGUCUCCAGAGAGCUCCCCCUGCAGGUUAGAGGGCAGAAGAACAGGUGAACAUGCAGAAACAAGAAGUUGUUCACACUGUACAUGUUCCCAGAGUCCUACAGCCAGGGGAAGGACACGGAGGAGGCAUUACCGCAAAAGGUAUCGUGAUUCUACAUCCAGUUCAUGGUCAUCCUCCCGUUCUCCUUCCUGCUCUUCUUCAGCUUCGUCAUGUUCACCACCCAGAAAGAGGUACAGAUCACGGCACUCGGAGAGCAGCUCGAGCUCAUCUUCUCGCUCCAGUUCACGGUCACUCUCCCCCUCUCCAAAUCGAAGACGGCAACGCUGCUACCGGCGAUCGCAAUCCAGGUCCUUCAGUCGUUCACGAUCACGCUCCCACUCUCCGCAGCCAGACUGGAAGCAGAAGUGGAGCAGCUGGAAGAGGCAGAGAGAAUACUACCAUAUGAGCCAAGGGGAAGAUGCUUACCGGGCCAAGCAGAAAGCCAUUGAGGAACGCAGGGUGGUGUAUGUAGGAAGAAUCCGUGGUACUAUGACCAAGGAUGAGCUCAGGGAGCGCUUUGCACUGUUUGGAAAGAUUGAGGAUUGCACGGUCCACUUUAGGAGCCGUGGAGACAACUAUGGAUUUGUUACAUAUUACAGCACAGAUGACGCUUUUACUGCCAUCGAGAAAGGGACAAAGUUGAGGCAGCCAGAUGAGCUCCCGUUCGAUAUUUGCUUUGGAGGGAGACGACAGUUCUGUAGGUCAGACUACCUGGAUUUAGAUUCUAGCCAUGACAUGGUCACAACCCCAAGAAGGAGUGAGGAUAACGCACUUGAUUUUGACGCUCUGCUGAAGAAAGCCCAGCGAGGACUAAAGACGUAGCAGAGAGUCCUCCAGGGAUGGACCGAAGGGUGGAAAAGCUUAAAUAUGGAGGAUGUUGAACACAAACCACGAAAUUACCUCAUAACUCCCAAAGAGCUUGCACUUACACACACUGACACUAAAUAUGACGGGAUAUGUAGCGUUUGUUUUUGACAUCGAAGUUAAAAAAACCUUCUGUUGAAGUGCGUAUAAUGGAGAAAAAUAUAAGUGUAUAUAUAUAUACACAGUCUAUAUUAAAAAAAAAAGAAAAACAUUAAAGGAUAUUAAAAAAAAAGGAUUGCCGUAAUUUAAGUUUCGUCCUAUUAAUCGACUUAUCAUUACAGUGUCAUUUUUUUUCUAAGUUGGAAUGAAAUGAGGUGACUGUUU